Messenger RNA from Alternaria rosae, 994 nucleotides. RefSeq lists its product as uncharacterized. Bases 133 to 837 code for a protein of 234 amino acids. NCBI's taxonomy places the organism in Eukaryota, Fungi, Ascomycota, Dothideomycetes, Pleosporales, Pleosporaceae. The record is from RefSeq and is a predicted model, not a curated record. Gene Ontology annotation, molecular function: nucleic acid binding. The transcript is spliced from 2 exons.
CCCAGAGUUAACUCUUCACCUCGACUUUUCUUGCCCGGCGGUGUCGCUCCUUCCACCGCCGCAAAACCUUUAAUCCACGACGUCUUGUCCCCCUCAGACGCGCCACACGCGACCCACAACGAAACCGCCACGAUGUCCGCUCCCACUACAACACCGACAACUGCGGACGAGCGCUAUGAUGAUGAACUUCUUGAAGAAGACCCCGAUGUCUCUACAAAGCCUUUCGUCGAACAACGCGCCUUUGGACGCGGUCUCUGGAAGAACCCGAUCAAAUUCGUCUCCUCCGCCCCCGAAGUACAGCCACCUACCACGUCCACAAAUGGCAAGACCAUGGCCGAGAAGUACCUUGCGAUAAUGUUCCCAAACGGCCAGCCACAACCAGCACCUGAAGCAUACCCUCGGUGCGGCAUAUGCGGCGAACCAGUCAAAGAGACCGACCAGCGCAUACACUACCUAAGCCCUGCACACCAGGCGGCACUACCGCGAGCGCCCAUACCCUCCGCGAUCGACCGCACCAGAAUGGGACUGAAAUAUAUGGAGAAACACGGCUAUGAUGUCGAUGCGCGACAAGGCCUGGGUACGAGUGGUCAGGGCAUGCUAUUCCCACUGGUUCCCAAGGAGAAGCGGGACAAGCUAGGCUUGGGCAUAGACAAGAAAGAGCACAUCCAGAGGAAGUCACUAGGUGGCGCAAGCCGUGCAGAUGUUAAAGAGGGCAGGCUUGAUGCCGGCAAAGUUAGGAAGCUUGCCCAGGUCCAGAAAAAGAAGGACGCGAAGUUGCAGAGAAUGUUCUACGGCAAUGACGAAGUGGAGAAGUACUUGGGACAGCUGGAUGGCUGAAAGAAGACCGAUGACUGACGAUUCAUAACGACCGCAUCAUCGGUGUCCAUCGAAUACUCUGUCUUCGGGCCAUACAUCGACGGUCUGGCACGACGACUACGACGAAUGACCGAUCACCAUUUACGAGCAUACUGUUAAUUUUCCCAUAGACUUUGUU